This is a messenger RNA of Solenopsis invicta (red fire ant), 4986 nucleotides long. RefSeq names its product xanthine dehydrogenase. NCBI's taxonomy places the organism in Eukaryota, Metazoa, Arthropoda, Insecta, Hymenoptera, Formicidae. The coding region runs from base 1027 to 4833 and encodes 1268 amino acids. Gene Ontology annotation, molecular function: oxidoreductase activity; 2 iron, 2 sulfur cluster binding; FAD binding. The transcript is spliced from 20 exons. The record is from RefSeq and is a predicted model, not a curated record.
AACGACCGAGCGACCGAGGAGAGUGGGGAGCUGAGCCAGACGGGGCGCACGGCGUGCCGCCUAUUUUACGAGACCGCGCGCGGUCAACAACCCGAGUGAGGCAUUUAACAGAGACGGCGCGACAUGCAUGUAACACGGAGUCUAUCUCGCUGCGCGAGAUUACUUUCAAUGUUGAAUAACUCUUGUUUAAAAUGCGAAAUAAUAUUUAAUAUACAUACGAUGUUUUAGACAUUCCAAGAAAUUUGAUUGUCACACGGCCUUGGAGUUUGUUGUUUUUGUGUAUAGCGCGUUGUGCUUACGCAAGGUCACGGCGCUAUCAUUCGUGUUCCGAAACUUGAGCGAACAGGUAGCGGUGCGAUCCGCUCCAUGAUAUCUCACAACAUAUCAAUUGGAUCAUGUAUUUGUAGUUUUGAAUGGUCCAUCGCGUUUCAAUUUAUUAUUAACUCUGUUUUAUUAAUCACGUCGUACUGUGUGGUUCCAAGUUAAACCCGCCGGCUCUGUUUUUGAAUUAUUAACGAAAAGCCGCAGUUCCAAACGUCAAAUAGCUUCAUAGCUUAUUCGCGCGCGUACGAUAAUGCUUGGAUUUUCCCAUCGUAAUAUAAUAAAAUAUUUUAUGAUUGUGUGACGUGAACGUCGGAAGUGCUGCUCCAACUACCGCGCGAUCGUCUAUUCUUUACCGUGAUGUGUAAUUAAUUGGUGUUUCCACGAGUGAGUGUCGUGCCCGUAGAUGUAGAAAAUAUAUUUCUAAAUAUAUUUUUAUGUCCAUGAUCGUGUUACGAAGAAACGAGAGAAGAGGAGGAGAAGAUUCAGGACGGCAUCGGGUGUCGGUAGACCAAUCCUAGAGCUUGUAAGAACCGGCAUGUCUUCAGAAAGACGGGAAAUUGCCAGUGUAUAAGUCGAUACGACUAACAUCGAAUAAUACGCACAGCAAUAAUUUUAUUAUACUUUCCCUACAUUUGCACUAAUAAAACAUUGAACGGGGAAUAGUACGCCGUAAUCCCACUACGUCGACAUAGCUGAGUGAAAAUGAAAGCAGCAUCGCUACAUACAAGAAACUGUAUUAACUUUACAAUUAAUGGAGUUCAGCACACUGUAUCGGGAUGCAUACCGAGUGAUACAUCUCUUAAUGUCUACAUCCGCGAUUACGCAAAACUUCGAGGCACAAAAGUAAUGUGCAACGAAGGUGGUUGCGGAGUCUGUAUUGUGGCUGCAGAAAUCAAGGGCAAGACAAUAGCUGUGAAUUCCUGUUUAGUACCAAUACUAAUCUGCGAUGGAUGGGCCAUUUGCACAAUCGAGGGCUUAAAUAAUAGGCAUGAUGGUUAUCAUACGAUUCAAGCUGCGCUCGCUGACAAAAAUGGCUCACAAUGCGGAUACUGCUCUCCCGGCAUGGUGAUGAAUCUCUAUAGUCUUAUACGUGACAAAAAAUUAUCUAUGCAGCAAAUCGAAAAUUCUUUUGGCGGCAAUAUUUGUCGAUGUACUGGGUAUCGUCCGAUUUUGGAUGCGUUUAAAGGAUUUGCUAACGAUGCUCCUUCAUCAAUGGUGAAAAGCAUUCGCGACAUUGAGGAUUUCUACAAGAUCAAAGCUUGCCCGAAAUUCGAAGCACCAUGUACAAGUAGUUGUCGCGAUGAGCAACUUUACGAAAAAGACACAGCGGUGGACAUAAAAUUAGAGGAUGCGAAAUUUUACAAAGUUUACUCACUCGAUGAUCUAUUCGCGAUAUUUCAACAAAACCUGAACGCUACGUACAUAUUAAAUGGAGGAAAUACUGCACACGGUGUUUAUCGGUCUAGCAAAAAAAAUCUCUACAUAGAUAUAAACGAUAUCCCAGAUUUACGCCGCAUUGAAAAAACCAAUGAUUACUUGGUCCUAGGCGGAAAUACAUCUCUUAGCGCGGCUCUGGAAGCCUUUCAAAAGUAUUCAUCCGAAGACGGAUUUAAGUAUCUACGUCAUUUGGCGCGUCACGUAGACUUGAUUGCACACGUACCUGUGCGAAACAUCGGCAGCAUUGCCGGUAAUCUGAUGAUCAAGCACACGCACAACGAAUUCCCAUCCGACAUGUUUUUACUGUUAGAAACCGCCGGUAGUAAAAUACAUAUUCUCGAGAGAUCCGAUAGCAAGCAGAGCGUGACGCUGUUGGAUUUUCUGAAACUCGAUAUGCAUCAUAAGAUCAUAUAUAGCGUUGUUUUGCCGCGGCUAUCUGACGAGUACGAAUAUAGGUCAUACAAGAUUAUGCCUAGAGCUCAAAAUGCUCAUGCUCACGUCAACGCCGGCUACCUCUUCAAGCUCUGUCCUAAAGGCACGGUGCUGGAGAGGCCCAACAUUAUCUAUGGCGGCAUCAACAAGCAUUUUUCGCACGCAACGAACACGGAGUUAAUGUUAAUCGGUAAAUCAAUCCUAGACAAUCAGAUGCUGAAGACCGCUCUAAAGACGUUGCAUGAUGAACUCCAACCCGACCAUGUGCUACCGAACUAUUCGCCCGAAUUCCGCAGGACUCUUGCUAUAGGAUUAUUUUAUAAGUGUGUGUUGAGCCUCAAACCGGAGAACGUAAACCCUAGACUUCGUAGCGGAGGUUCCUUGUUAGAACGUGGUCUCUCUUCAGGUACACAGGACUACGAUACGGACAAAAACAUGUGGCCAGUGAAUAAGCCUAUACCAAAAUUAGAUGCUAUCAAACAAACAUCGGGCGAAGCUCAAUAUUGCAACGAUUUGCCUCCGUAUCCUGGGGAAGUGUUUUGCGCAUUCAUCCUGACGGAAAUCGGUAAUGGCAAGAUCGACAGUAUAGAUGCGAGCAAGGCGCUUUCUAUGAAGGGAGUAGUGGCAUUCUUCAGUGCCAAGGAUGUACCGGGAGAAAAUCUGUGCAUUUCCGCUGCCAGUCAAUUGGAACGUUUGACAAAUGACGAAUUGUUGUUUGCCGAAAAAGACGUUCUUUAUGCCGGUCAGCCAGUUGGCGUGAUCGUCGCGGAGACGCACAAUUUAGCGAAUGAGGCCGCGAAAUUAGUGAAAAUUAACUACAGCGAGAUUCUAAAGAGAAAGCCUGUAAUAAGUAUUGAGGAUGCGCUCGCCACGGAUGACGACACCAGAUUCAUGAACAGCAGCAAUGUGCCAGCAACCAAGAAAGGAGAAAAUACUAAACGAGUGAUAAAGGAUAUUUUUCAAUGUGGCAGCCAGUAUCACUACACCAUGGAAACUCAGUCUUGCGUAUGUAUACCUGUGGAAGAUGGUAUGGACGUUUACCCAUCAACGCAAUGGAUGGACCUCAAUCAAGUAUCGAUUGCAAAUUGCCUCAAUGUUAAAAAUAAUAGUAUUAAUGUCUAUGUGAGGCGACUUGGAGGAGGAUACGGAGGAAAGGAGAUUCGCAAUGUGCAAAUCUCGUGUGCCUGCGCGCUGGUAUGUCACAAACUGAAGCGUCCAGCGCGUUUUGUCAUGACGAUAGAGAGCAAUAUGCAAUCGCAAGGAAAACGAUUUUUUGCACGUCAAGAGUAUGAGAUUGGGAUAGACGACGGGGGAGUUAUUCAAUAUCUUGAUUCAAGACAGUGGAGCAACAAAGGCUGUGAUUUCAACACUGUUUUAGGUGCCACAAUAGUUAACGCCAUGAAAAACGGCUGUUACGCGACUGAUAGUUGGAUGUUCAAUGGAUUUGAUGUACGAACUGAUUUACCAUCAAACACGUUCUGUCGAGCGCCGGGAUUCACAGAAGGGAUAGCCAUGCUGGAAAAUAUGAUGGAGCACAUUGCGAGAGUGACGAAAAAGGAUCCGGUACAAGUCAGAUUGGCGAAUAUGAACGAUGUGGAUAAAGCCGCGUUAGAAUUAAUGAUAAAGGGUUUAUCGAAAUCGGCCGAUUACGAGAUACGGAAGCGAGAAGUUGAGACGUUUAAUAAUGAAAAUCGCUGGAAGAAAAAAGGCAUUGCUCUGGUGUCAAUGAAAUAUCCAUUAACUUACGUGGGCCAAUUUAAUGCUAUGGUGUCAAUUUGCGCUCGCGAUGGUACGGUUUGCGUGACGCACGGUGGGAUUGAGUGCGGCCAAGGUAUAAAUACGAAGGUUGCUCAAGUGGCUGCCUACACACUGGGGAUUGAUCUAGAAUUAAUCUCUGUCAAACCAAGCAAUAAUAUAAUAGCACCUAACAAUUUUGCUACUGAAUCCAGCAUUGCUAGUGAUUCAUGCUCAUAUGCAACGAUCCAAGCUUGCAAAGAGAUUCUAAAGAGACUCGAGCCAAUAAGGAAGGAAAUGAACAACCCCAACUGGAAGGAGCUUGUUUUUAGGGCGUAUCAAAACGACAUUGAUUUAUGCGCGCGUCAUAUGUUUGCAACCACACGGGACGAUACGAUCAAGCCUUACAGCAUUUAUGGCGUCACCAUCGCCGAGGUGGAAAUCGACGUUUUGACCGGCCAGCAUAUUAUCAGAAGAGUCGAUUUAAUGGAAGACACUGGUGUAAGUUUGAGUCCCGAAAUUGACAUUGGCCAGGUGGAAGGAGCAUUUGUAAUGGGAAUAGGAUACUGGACUUCCGAGGAUCUGGUGUAUGAUCCUAAAACAGGAAUGUUAACCAAUGACAGAACCUGGAACUAUAAACCGCCAGGAGCAAAGGAUAUUCCCGAAGACUUUCGCGUAUCUUUCCGCAGAAAUGCACCUAAUCCACUCGGUGUUCUUCGAUCGAAAACAACUGGCGAACCACCGAUUUGUAUGAGCUGUGUAAUUCCCAUCGCAAUUCGGAACGCGUUAAAUUCUGCUAGGGCAGAGGCAGGGAAUACGGAUGAAUGGUAUCAAUUAGAUGGACCGUGUACUACCGAACGUAUACUUCUAAGCAGUUUAACCAGCACAAACAACAUGAUGCUUUAAGAGUGGAAAAUAAAAAAAAUCGAGUGGGAAUUUUACGAAUAAACAAGAGCUUCAAAUAAAUUCUAUAUUUACACCCACAGAAAAUUUCUAGAUUUCAAUGUCAUUACAUUUCUAUGUAUUAAAAUAGAAUUAAUAAAGAAACAAUUAUAACUA